AAAACGUCUUCCCACGUUUUCUCUCCCUUUCUCGCGGUGGCGAAGACAGCUUCUGUUGAAGACGAUGAAACUUAACCAGUGAAGUGAAUCAAUGUCGAAGAAAUCUUCAAAUAACGAAUCAAUUAGUGCGAAAACUGAUGCAGUCGACGAAUCUCGUCUGGUCUUCAGAGCUGUAGUCGUUUCGAGGCUUCUGCUUCUUGGCUUAAUAGUUUUCUGGAGGUCGCUGCUUAGCCCUUACGACACCUCUGCUUCCUUAAACCCUAACUGCCUCACGUCGGAUUCCACUGUUAUAUCGCCGGUGAAUUCUGUUCUGUGGCCGAGGAUCGGAGCAGCAAUCGAAGGAAGUAUCGUCUGGGACGGUGUCUAUUUCGUAAGAAUCGCACAAUGCGGAUACGAAUACGAGCAGACCUAUGCCUUCUUACCUCUUCUCCCGAUUUGCAUUUAUGUUUUGUCUCGAACUGUUUUUGCUCCGUUGAUUCCACUCAUUGGAUACAGAGCGGUGUUGGGUUUGUCGGGCUAUGUUCUCAAUAACAUUGCCUUCUUGUUUGCGGUGGUUUAUUUUUACAGGCUUUCAGUUAUUGUCUUGAAGGACACAGGGGCAGCGUUUAGGGCAUCAAUUUUAUUUUGCUUCAAUCCAGCUUCCAUUUUUUAUUCAUCACUAUACUCAGAAAGUCUGUACUCUCUACUUUCACUUGGAGGACUGUAUCACUUCAUAAGUGGUUCAAAUAAUAUUCCUGUGCUGCUGUUUGCACUCUCUGGUUCUGCAAGGUCAAAUGGGGUGCUAAAUGCUGGCUAUAUUUGUUUUCAGACUAUGCAUCAUGCUUAUGAUGCCAUAUUUAAAAAGAAGCGUGCCAGUUUGGCAGUGCUGAUAAUCAUUGCUGGACUUGUGCGAUCUCUAUGUAUUUUUGCACCAUUUAUUGCUUUCCAAGUUUAUGGAUACUAUAAUAUUUGCCUUGGACAUUUGCCUGAUGAAAUGAAGCCCUGGUGCAAAGCAAGACUACCACUUCUUUACGAUUAUAUUCAAAGCCAUUACUGGGAAGUAGGUUUCUUGAGAUAUUUCCGGUUGAAGCAGUUACCGAACUUUCUUCUUGCAUCUCCAGUAUUGUGCAUUGCAUUUUGUUCAAUCUUACAUUAUGCCAUGUUACGGACAAAAAUUGUAUUUUCACUGGGUUUCGAAGCUUCUGGCAAGGAAAAGAGUUUUGCUACUGUACUCUAUUCUCUGGGAACAGAACGAGGAUCAAAGGAUGCUGAGUUUUCAGACAAUGUCCCUUCUAAAGUCCUCCGAGAUCGUACAGUCAGACAGAGGAAAGAAAAGAGUAAACCACAGACUCGUGAUUCUUUUCAGAAUCCCCUUCCAUCAGGUGAUUAUGCAUGUCUUCCUGAAAAGACAGGGUACUUCUCCAUCUUAGUCCUUCCCUUCAUUCUACACCUAGGCUUCAUGGCUGCGACAGCAUUUUUUGUCAUGCAUGUGCAGGUUGCAACUCGUUUCUUAUCUGCCAGCCCAGUUCUUUAUUGGUUUGCCUCAUAUAUAAUGGUUUCUCCUGGCACUUCUAGGAGAUGGGGUUACUUGAUUUGGGCAUACUCUACAGCUUACAUACUCAUUGGCAGUUUGCUAUUCUCAAACUUCUAUCCUUUCACCUGAGAGGCUGCAGCAUUAUUUCUUCAGUAUUUGUGGGGUGACAAGUGACAAAUUCCAUUUUGCUGGCGGGGCUGUUGCACUUCGUAGGGUGGUAUAACCAGAAGUUGUAUUUAGUGCAGGGAAGACAGUCUCAAGAUCUUUGAUGCAUUUGGCACGUGACUACUUUUACUUUGCAACCCACACCCAACCCUCCUUCCCACAAAUGAAGUUUUGUUCGGUUUCCAAUUCAUUCCUUGGGUACUUUUAACAAGAUUGUGCGACAUCUUAUUUGUUGUUGCCUGUGUACAGUAAUUUGAAAUGAACUGCAAUAGUUUGUUGACGUGAUGGACUGCACUCAUCACUCUUCUGUAAAUUUUUAAAUUUGGGAGAUAUACUUGUUAAUUAUGUAUUGAAAGAUCACCUACACCAUUUUUCUCUGA
This is a messenger RNA of Macadamia integrifolia, 2058 nucleotides long. Its product is annotated as GPI mannosyltransferase 2. The transcript is spliced from 8 exons. Gene Ontology annotation, biological process: GPI anchor biosynthetic process. Bases 92 to 1642 code for a protein of 516 amino acids. The record is from RefSeq and is a predicted model, not a curated record. Gene Ontology annotation, cellular component: endoplasmic reticulum membrane; mannosyltransferase complex. Gene Ontology annotation, molecular function: GPI mannosyltransferase activity; alpha-1,6-mannosyltransferase activity. Lineage: Eukaryota; Viridiplantae; Streptophyta; Magnoliopsida; Proteales; Proteaceae.